Vespula vulgaris is the source of this 2585-nucleotide messenger RNA. It is a transcript of the gene Pms2, whose product is annotated as mismatch repair endonuclease PMS2. The coding region runs from base 158 to 2212 and encodes 684 amino acids. Gene Ontology annotation, biological process: mismatch repair. NCBI's taxonomy places the organism in Eukaryota, Metazoa, Arthropoda, Insecta, Hymenoptera, Vespidae. The transcript has 5 exons. The record is from RefSeq and is a predicted model, not a curated record. Gene Ontology annotation, cellular component: MutLalpha complex. Gene Ontology annotation, molecular function: ATP hydrolysis activity; mismatched DNA binding; ATP binding.
CAAAAAGUAUGCGAUAGAAACAAUGUAGUUAUUAGCCCGGUAAAAUUCUCGGCAUUUCUCGUCCUGUCGUUUUCUCUGCUAAGUCGUAUUAAAAGUAAAAGAUUUAUAAAAGAUAUAUCUACCAAAUUAACUUUUUUUUAUUAAACAUUGAAGUAAAAUGUAUGAACCAAUUGCAACAACAGAAAAAUCACAAAAGAUCGAAGCGAUAAACAAAGAAACAAUACAUCGUAUUUGUUCUGGACAGGUAGUGAUCGAUCUCUCAAUUGCUGUAAAAGAAUUAGUUGAAAAUAGCUUAGACAGUGGAGCUACAAUUGUUGAUGUAAAAUUAACAGAUUAUGGAAAAACAUGUAUAACUGUCUCAGACAAUGGAAGUGGAGUUGAAGAACAAGAUUUUGAAGGAUUAGGUUUAAAACAUUAUACGUCUAAACUCCGUGAAUUUUCGGACUUAACAGAAGUAAAUACAUUUGGAUUUCGUGGAGAAGCUCUAAGUUCAUUAUGUGCAUUAGGUGAUCUAAGUAUCGUAACCAGGCAUUUGAUCAAUGAACACGGGUUUAAGUUAGAAUUUGAUAGGAAUGGUUUAUUAAAAAAGAAAGAAAUAUGUGCUAGAGAAAAAGGAACAUCAGUUCAUGUAAAAAAUAUAUUUAAAAAUCUUCCAGUAAGAGCAAAAGAAUUUCAUAGAAAUAUAAAAAAGGAAUAUACACGUACUAUUCAAAUAUUAUACAGUUACUGUCUAGUUUCCGUUAAUGCAAAAAUAACAUGUACGAAUACAAUCUCUGGAAAAUCUUCUAAUCUUAUCGUAAGCACGGCAAAUGCGGAUAGCGUUCUUAAAAAUAUUAUUGCUGUCUUUGGUAAAAAAUCUGUUGAUAGUUUGAUCCAAAUUGAAUUACAACCGCCUGAUGAAACAACUCUGGAAGAAUACAAUCUACCGAAUAAUUCUAAGAUAGACUUUGAUUGGGAAUGUUAUGUUAGCAGCUGUGAUCAUACCUGUGGUCGUUCUAGUCCUGAUAGACAAUUUUUUUAUGUAAACGGACGACCUUGUGAUCUUACAAAAAUAAAUAAACUAAUUAACCACAUAUAUCAUAAAUAUAACAAUAAACAAUAUCCUUUUAUAUUUUUGAAUUUAAAAUUAAAUCAAGAAUGCGCCGAUGUUAAUGUUACACCAGACAAAAGAACUAUUUUGUUCACACAAGAAAAAAUAAUUUUAGCCUCUAUUAAAUUUAAUCUGAUAAAAAAAUGGGAAUCCAUGCAAGGAAAUUUUACUGUAAAAGCAUUGACAGAAUUAAAUUUUGGAUUCAAAAGAAUAGCGUCUAAUACUUACGACGAUCCACCAGCAAAAAGAAUACAAAUUUUUCAUAGAUCUGAAAAUGUUAAAAAAAAAGAUGAAAAAGAAACGCACGUAAAAACAAAUAAUGCUUUUGAAGAAAACAAUGAAGUUGUAGAAAAAUUAUUAAACAUUGAGAUACCUAUCAAUAUAGAAAAAGUAAAAGAAAAAUUUUAUGAAAAAAAGAAUGCAUCUAAGAAUGAUGAUAUUAAAAAAGGAAAAUUGAAGUACAAAGUACGAAUAGAAGCUGAUCAGAAUAACGAAGCUGAGAAAGAACUACAAAGAGAACUUACCAAAGAAUCAUUUACAAAGAUGGAGAUUAUAGGACAAUUCAAUUUAGGUUUUAUUAUAGCUCUGUUAGAAAAUGAUCUUUUCAUAAUUGAUCAGCAUGCAACAGACGAAAAGUUUCGUUUUGAAAAAUUAAGUAAUGAGACGAAACUGAAAACACAGAAAUUAAUUAUUCCUAAACCUUUAAAUCUUUCAUCUUUAAAUGAAACUAUUCUCAUAGAACAACGAGAAAUAUUCGAAAGUAAUGGUUUCGAAUUUAAAAUAAAUACCGAAGAUAACGUCGGACAACGCGUAGAAUUAAUCGGAAUGCCAGUUAGUGGUGGCUGGCAAUUUGGACAAGGAGAUAUAGAAGAAUUAAUUUUUUUGAUCAAAGAAGGAGUGAUAGAAAAUAAAGUUUCUUCGGAAAUCCCUCGUCCAAGUCGAGUUCGGCAAAUGUUAGCGUCAAGAGCAUGUCGUAGCGCAGUUAUGAUCGGUACUGCGUUAAAUAAUACAGAAAUGCAGAAAUUAAUGAUACAAAUGAGUCAAAUGAAAAAUCCUUGGAAUUGUCCACAUGGUAGACCUACAAUACGACAUCUAUUUUCUUUAUUUUUAAUGAAUAGAUAGCACUAAACAGAUGUUUCACCUAAGAGAUACAAGAAUCAAUCGAGAAAUAAAUUUUUUACUCUUGAAUAAGUAGCAUUUUGUAAUACUUAUAAUAACGUAUUACAAAAGUGGCAUAAUUACUUUAAAAUUACGUUAAAAUUAAUUAAAAAGCACGAAGGAAAUUACAAAAAGUAUAUUCUUUUGAAUAUUUUGACAAUAUAUAAUUAAAAUUAUAAAUUCAUUAGACACUAAUAGUACGAAAUAUAUUGUACCCAGAAUGUGCCGUCGAUAUUAUAGUACCAGGACACUGUGGAUGCCAAUGUAAUUCCUUAAUGUCUGUUUGACCUUGAUGUAUAAACAAUAACUGUGGAGGUAAAUCUGUUAUUUCAUUGUC